Rana temporaria (common frog) is the source of this 4562-nucleotide messenger RNA. It is a transcript of the gene DIAPH2, whose product is annotated as diaphanous related formin 2. Gene Ontology annotation, molecular function: microtubule binding; small GTPase binding; actin binding. The transcript has 28 exons. Gene Ontology annotation, cellular component: cytoplasm; actin filament. Gene Ontology annotation, biological process: actin filament polymerization; actin cytoskeleton organization. The record is from RefSeq and is a predicted model, not a curated record. Bases 495 to 3824 code for a protein of 1109 amino acids. NCBI's taxonomy places the organism in Eukaryota, Metazoa, Chordata, Amphibia, Anura, Ranidae.
UCAGCUUGUUGCUUUCCAUGUGUGCAGGAUAGGCCUUUGAUUGUUACAGCCUGGCGCUCUUAGUUCCUGGUUGGGAGGGUGAACAUACGACAGUUCUGAUUCCUUUCAGCUCUGCCUUAAAGGGAGACACAGGAAAAAUAAAAGAUUCAAGCAUGCAAACCCUCGUUGCAGGAGAGCUGUGAGCAAUCCUCUUCGGGGACCUGGUCGCCUGGGGGGGGGCCCACUCGGCAAGGCAUGCCGGAGGAAGCACGUUUGCACAACAUAUACACAGAUUUUUAAAGGAGCCCGCGUAAGCAGAGGCAGGAGGAGCAGCAGCGGCGGCGGUGGUGGUGUGCGUCAGGGAGGGGGACACACUACCAUAAUUAAUAAAUAAUAGGUGGUAUUAGUUGGUGUCUAUCACCGGUAGAGAGACCCCCCCCCCCCACCCCUAAAACCUGGAUGAAACACCGGCCCGUCAUCGGCUGACAUCUGGAAAAAUUUGGGGGGACGAAAAAAUGGAGAGCCAGCCGGCGGCGGCGGUGGCUGGCGGAGAGGACUCUCCGGGGAAGAACGCCGACAGGAACCCGAAGAGGAAGCCGUCUGAGCCGGACGAGAGCAAGAACAAACCCAAGCUGAACAUUCAAAUAAAAACCUUGGCGGACGAUGUGAGAGACAGGUUAACCAGUUUCAGGAAAUCUGGCGUGAAAAAGGAGAAGGAGAAGCCGCUCAUUCAGCACCCCACAGAGUCGCUGUCGGCAGUAACGGAGUUCCCGAUCCCGGAGGAAAGCAAGAUGAAUCUCUCCGAGAAGGAAAUCAUGGAUCUCUUUGAGAAAAUGAUGGAGGACAUGAAUUUGAAUGAAGAGCGAAAGGCACCUUUACGUCUGAAGGACCUGUCAAGAAAGCAUGAGAUGGUGGUCCAGUACAUCUCUGCCACUGCCAAGUCGAUAACUGGAAGUAAAGCUAUGGGCGGCUUGAAAAACAACAAGCAUGAGUGUACGCUGUCCUCGCAAGAGUACGUCCACGAACUUCGCUCUGGAAUCGCAGAUGACAAACUCCUCAACUGCCUGGAGUCCCUUCGGGUUUCCUUAACCAGCAACCCAGUGAGUUGGGUCAACAACUUCGGACAUGAAGGCCUUGGCGUGCUUUUGGAUAUUCUGGAGAGACUUCUGGACAAAAGACAGCAGGAAAGUAUUGACAAGAAAAAUCAGCAUAAGCUCAUCCAAUGCCUGAAAGCUUUCAUGAACAAUAAGUAUGGCCUGCAAAGGAUUCUGGGAGAAGAGCGAAGUUUGCUCCUGUUGGCCAGAGCGAUUGAUCCCAAGCAAGCCAACAUGAUGACCGAAAUCUUGAAGAUCUUAUCUGCCAUCUGCAUUGUCGGAGAGGACAAUAUCUUGGACAAACUCCUUGAGGCGAUAAGCACGGCGGCAGAAAUCAACAACCGAGAAAGGUUUGCGCCGAUCGUGGAAGGCCUAGAGAAUGACGAAGCCCUUCAACUACAGGUGUCUUGUAUGCAGUUCAUUAACGCCCUCCUGACCUCUCCGGAAGAUUUGGACUUCAGGAUACACCUGAGGAAUGAAUUCUUAAGAUGCGGGUUAAAGCAAAUCUUACCUCACCUAAAAGAAAAGGAAAAUGAUGAGCUUGAUAUUCAGCUGAAAGUGUUUGAUGAGAAUAGAGAAGAUGACCUGCUGGAGCUCUCCCAUCGCCUCAGGGACAUUCGGGCUGAGAUGGACGAUAUCAAUGAAGUCUAUCAUCUCCUGUACAAUAUGUUGAAGGACACCGCUUCGGAGCCGUACCUCCUCUCCAUCCUGCAGCACUUCCUUCUGAUUCGCAACGACUAUUACAUCAGACCUCAGUACUACAAGGUGCUCGAUGAGUGCGUCGGCCAGGUUGUAUUGCAAUGUGGAGGAAUGGAUCCCGACUUCAAGUACAAAGGGAGGCUGGAUGUGGAUUUUUCUCCUUUAAUAGACUCAUUGGUUGACAAGGCCAAGGUGGAAGAGAGUGAGCAGAAAGCCACCGAGUUCUCCAAGAAGUUUGAUGAAGAGUUCAGCGCCCGACAGGAGGCACAGGCGGAACUUCAGAAACGAGAGGAGAAAAUCAAAGAACUGGAGGCAGAGAUCCAGCAGCUUCGGACCCAGGGUGCUAAACUUGGGGGCCCACCACCACCAGCAAAUGGAGGACCUCCACCCCCGCCUCCUCCUCCACCACCUUUUCCCGGUGGGGCGAUCCCUGGUCCUCCGCCGCCUCCACCUUUUCCAGGAGGCGGCCCUCCUCCUCCUCCUCCACCACCGCCUGGCUUUGGACCUCCUGGUGCUCCACCUCCUCCACCUCUAUUUGGAGGCCCGCGGCCCCCUCCACCUUUCGGGGGCGGAAGGUUUCCUGGACCUAUGGUUCCACCACCCGUAGUUUUACCCUUUGGAAUGACGCCAAAGAAAGCGUAUACUCCAGAGACUGCCAUGAAGAAGAUCAACUGGUCAAAGGUUGAGCCACAGGAACUCUCUGAAUCCUGUUUCUGGGUAAAAGCCAAGGAGGAGAAAUUUGAAAACCCCGAACUCUUCAAGAAGCUGUGCCAGACUUUUGCAACGCACAUCAAAGCUAAGAAAGCGGUGGAGGAAGAGGAGGAGAAGAAGCCAAUGCUAGCCAAGAAAAAAGUGAAGGAGCUGAGAGUUCUCGACGGCAAAGCAGCCCAAAACCUCUCCAUCUUCCUCGGAUCGUUUCGGAUGCCUUAUGACGAAAUAAAGAACAUCAUUUUAGAAGUAGAUGAAGAAAAAUUGUCAGAGUCGCUAAUCCAGAAUCUUGUCAAGAACCUCCCUGAGCAAAAGGAGCUGACCGCGCUGUCGCAGCUGAAGAGCGAAUACGAAGACCUCUGCGAGCCGGAGCAAUUUGGCGUUGUGAUGAGCACAGUAAAAAUGCUCCGGCCUCGGCUCAAUGGCAUCCUCUUCAAGCUGACCUUUGAUGAACACAUAAGCAACAUCAGACCUGACAUUAUCGGUGUGACGCUGGCCUGCGAGGAGCUGAAGAGGAGUGACAAAUUCAAGCGGAUGUUAGAACUAGUGCUGCUGGUUGGCAAUUUCAUGAACUCAGGCUCAAGAAAUGCCCAGUCGCUUGGCUUCAAUAUCAGCUUCCUCUGCAAGAUUCGAGACACCAAGUCCUCGGACCAGAAGAGCACCUUACUGCAUUUUCUUGCAGAAAUUUGUGAAGAAAAAUUCCCAGGGAUCGAAAAGUUUCCUGAAGAACUUGAACAUGUGGAGUGUGCCAGCAAAGUUUCGGCGCAGACUCUGAAAUCCAGUCUGGACAGCAUGGACCACCAGAUAAAACGACUGGAAGGCGACAUCAAAAACUUUCCCAAGACGGAUAACCCAAACGAUAAGUUUGUAGCGAAAAUGACGAUCUUUGCAAAGACCGCCAGGGAGCAGUGCGAGAAGUUGACCACCAUGCACAACAACAUGAACAAGCUGUACGAUAACUUGGGAGAAUACUUCGCCUUCGAUCCCAGAGCGGUGAGCGUCGAGGAGUUCUUUGGGGACCUCGCCAAUUUCCGAACGCUCUUCUUGGAGGCAGUCAAAGAAAACAACAAGAGGCGAGAAAUGGAAGAGAAGAUGAAAAGGGCCAAGAUCGCAAAGGAAAAAGCCGAGCGUGAGAAGAUGGAACGGAUGCAGAAGAAGAAGCAGCUUAUUGAUAUGAAUAAAGAGGGCGACGAGACAGGCGUGAUGGAUAGCUUGCUGGAAGCCCUGCAGUCAGGCGCGGCGUUCAGGGAUCGCAGGAAGCGGACUCCGAAAGCAAACGAUAACCGUCUACCUGCUCUGGAAAGGUCACGUUCGAGGCAUCACGGCAGACCGCUUGCUACAUGAGCCGAGGAGCAGCGAUAUAGAAUUUGGCACUACGCCUAUUUUGGACGCACAAAGGAACAUCAACGAUUAGUACUACUACACUUUGCACUUGGAACCCAAAAAAAUGUCAAAAAAGAGGAAGAGGCGACUUUUUUUUUUUUUACAAACUUUCCAAGGGACGAUGCGUCUGGCGCUUGUGUCAAAUGAAAUGAGUUAAAGGAAAAACAAAAACUCUUGUAAACAGUGUUAGAGAUUACGGUGAUAUAAGGUGAAGGGCAGAAGUUUGCCCCUGAAGAACUACAAGCCCCAAACUUCCAAUUGCUGUGGUUUGUGUUUUUUCAGGGGCUGAGGGCCACCGGUUCCAGUGCCUCGUUACAAGGGGAACUCCAGUAAGGAUGUGGCUGGUGUACGUUACACGGUAUUAGCCUAUUGUAGCAUUUGCUUGGUAAUUUUGAAUCGACUUGGCGAAGGAACUUUUGCAGCUUCCGUUUCCAGCAGUUGGAAGUGAGUUUUAAAGGAAAGGCACAUGCGUGGGUUGUGCCAUGUGUAAUAGCAACUCAUAAUGGCUUCUCAGAAUAUUACCAUUUGUAAAGUAGCGCCUCUAAACUGAAAUCUGAUUGGCGGUUAUAGGACUAUUCACUUAACACAUCAAAGCUUAGGAAGCACAGGGGGUGGACAAAAUCAAGUAAACACCAUGGGCCAAAUCCUCAAUUCGUAGCCUAACUUAACUUUUCCCAUUUAAGUUACACUGGCGGUAAA